AUGGCUGUUUCGUGGUUUCCUCCACUGCCUCCACAUACUGAUUCCUGGGAAACUCCAUGGGAUCCACCAAUCAGUAGCACCGCUUGGACUCCGCCAGAACCACCUCUAACUGAUACACCUUGGGAGACACCGUGGGAUCCUCCGGUUACAGAGGAAGGAACACAAACCACAGAAAGUGAUCCUAGUACUGUACCACCUCCAUGGACUCCACCACAGGCACCAACAGUACGACCACCUAUAAGUCAAACAGUGCCUCCAGAAUGGGAUACUCCUUCAAACCCGACAGUGAGACCUCCAAUCACAGAAACAACCCCACCAAUGUGGCGGCCACCGCAAAAUCCUACAGUUUCUCCACCAGUCACGGAAUCUUUACCGCCCAAUUGGAGACCUCCAAGUAAUCCCACCAUAUCAGUAACUGAGGAAACCACGACUACCACAACUACAACAACAACUACUACAACAACAACAACUACCACUACUGAAGAAACCGAUGUGACCGAUGAUGCAGAAACAACAGAUACCAUACCUGAUGAUUGGGAUCCACCAGGUGUGCCAACUAUUACAACGCCUCCGAAUCCAUAA
Molecule: messenger RNA, 582 nt
Organism: Lutzomyia longipalpis
Lineage: Eukaryota; Metazoa; Arthropoda; Insecta; Diptera; Psychodidae
Exons: 1
Coding region: 1-582 (193 amino acids)
Source: RefSeq, a predicted model, not a curated record